AUGAUCGUCUCCGGGCACUUCAAUGGAGCCUUGCGAUUCUGGGAUUUGCGGUCGGGCAAGGACAUCAAAGAGCUCUCCGGGGUGCACGGCAGUGGCGUUGCGAUCGCCUCGAUCGCGGCCGCAUCUUCGGACACAGGCGACGUCAUCAGCAUCGGGCGAAACAAUGCGGCAGCGAUCAUCGACGUGCGCACGUACGGCGUGCGGCUCCGCCUUCGAAGCGAUCAUCUGCGCCUCAGCUAUGGACCGGUUAGUGGCUGCUUCAGCCCGGACGGUCGCUACGUGGCGGUCGGUUCAUCUUCAGGGCAGACCGUGACGUGGCGAAGCAGCGACGGUGUAGUUGAGAAGGUGUUGCACGGCACCCAGGAUCUCAAUCACUCAAGCCAGGUGCAGUGCGUCGCGUGGGGGGCCGGUGGACACAUCGUGACCGGCGAAAAGAAUGGCCCCGCAAUCAUCUGGUCCUCUUGA
This is a messenger RNA of Pedinophyceae sp. YPF-701, 465 nucleotides long. The record is from the annotation of a GenBank genome assembly. NCBI's taxonomy places the organism in Eukaryota, Viridiplantae, Chlorophyta, Pedinophyceae.